CUGUGAUUGAAGGUUGUAAGAGCCUGAAAGAGAUAAGGAAGCAACUAAAUACCUGACAAGUCGUUCUCGUCGUCCACAGGUGCUCCUAUCGAGCACUACUCCGUAUAUCUUUACCUCCUUACCUACCGGAAUCACACAGAACUCACAGUCUACCACGAGUACGAUGACACCCUUCUCAUCACUCCUCCGAUAUUCAAGGGGCUUCAGGUCCUCGAGAUUAUCCCUUCCUUCCUCUCAAACGAUAAGAAGCAGAGCAAACGCUCGACCGCUAUCCACAACCGCCCCAUAUGGAUUCGCGUCAGGUCAAGAUCCUGAUCGUCAUCCACACCCUCAGCGAGAUGCACAGUUGGACCGGGAAAAGAUGAACCCAGAGGCGAACGAGUACGCCAAGUCGAGCACCGACGACACCACGGCGGCGAACGAAGAGGCGGCUUUCGAUCCCAACAUCACCGACCCGGAAGAGGCUCGAAAGAAGGCCGGAGAAGGGAACCAGGUCAACCCUUUGGACUCUAGCCCCGCCAACCCGGACCUCAGCCAGCCGACGGCGGAAGAGCAGGGUGGGUCCAAGAAGAAGAUGUCCGAGGGAGGAGGUGGACGAGCCGGGGGUGGUGAGGCCGGUAAAGGAGAACAGAGUGUGUGA
Messenger RNA from Exophiala oligosperma, 640 nucleotides. RefSeq lists its product as uncharacterized. Lineage: Eukaryota; Fungi; Ascomycota; Eurotiomycetes; Chaetothyriales; Herpotrichiellaceae. The record is from RefSeq and is a predicted model, not a curated record. The coding region runs from base 164 to 640 and encodes 158 amino acids. The transcript has a single exon.